This is a messenger RNA of Aspergillus fischeri NRRL 181, 798 nucleotides long. Its product is annotated as putative C2H2 transcription factor. The coding region runs from base 1 to 798 and encodes 265 amino acids. The record is from RefSeq and is a predicted model, not a curated record. Gene Ontology annotation, biological process: regulation of transcription by RNA polymerase II. NCBI's taxonomy places the organism in Eukaryota, Fungi, Ascomycota, Eurotiomycetes, Eurotiales, Aspergillaceae. Gene Ontology annotation, cellular component: nucleus. The transcript is spliced from 2 exons.
AUGGGUGACGGCUCUGACUAUCCAAGCCCACGAAGUGAAGGUCCCGGAGUACCUACAGCUGUCCUUGUCCCUGCUCCGGACUCUUUGUCGCCUGUUCCAAAGAUGAAUGAGCAAAUGCCCCCUGGAUUCAUGGAAGGCGCUCGUCCUCGACUGUCUGUCAGAAGAGCGCGGGAUCCACCCAAGAACGCAGCCGGUCAAAUCUAUUGUGAUCAUCCCGAAUGCCAGCAGUCGCCUCCGACAUUUCGGCGCCCUUGUGAAUGGAACAAACACAUGGAUAAACAUGACCGUCCCUACAAGUGUCUGGAACCAGGGUGUGACAAGAUUCAAGGGUUCACAUACUCUGGUGGGCUUCUGAGACACCAACGCGAGGUUCACAAAAAGAACAUCAAUGCCAAAAAGCCACUGAUGUGUCCAUACACCGACUGCAACCGCAGUACAGGGAAUGGUUUCACGCGCCAAGAGAACUUGAAGGAACAUCUUCGCCGCCGACACAUGCACACCGAAAAUGGCCCUUCUACAGAACUGCCCAUGGUUUCAACACCCGACCUGGAUGGCAACCAUGCUCUUUCAGUUCCUCCAUCCGUUAAGCGGAAGCGCGACUCCCUUGAUGAUGACAUCUCGGUCGCUCUCCCAGGCGAUGAAGAAAACGAGGUCGAUUUGCGCAAUGAACUGAAGAGACUUCGUCGCGAGGUUCAAGAAAAGGAUCGCCGACUCGAAGAACUAGAGAGAAUUGUCGCUGGAUUGCAGCAGGCCAUUCCCCAGCCAACCAUCCCGCAAACUGGCGUGGCGCAGGGGUGA